Molecule: messenger RNA, 6505 nt
Organism: Diceros bicornis minor
Lineage: Eukaryota; Metazoa; Chordata; Mammalia; Perissodactyla; Rhinocerotidae
Gene: KCNA3
Product: potassium voltage-gated channel subfamily A member 3
Exons: 4
Coding region: 1-1728 (575 amino acids)
Biological process (GO): protein homooligomerization; potassium ion transmembrane transport
Cellular component (GO): axon; membrane; voltage-gated potassium channel complex
Molecular function (GO): delayed rectifier potassium channel activity; protein binding
Source: RefSeq, a predicted model, not a curated record
AUGGACGAGCACCUCAGCCUCCUGCGCUCGCCGCCGCCGCCCUCCGCCCGCCACCGCGUCCACCCUCCGCCACCCCCCGCGAGCGGCGGCGGCGCCCACACCCUGGUGAACCCCGGCUACGCCGAGCCCGCCGCAGGCCCCGAGCUGCCGCCCGACAUGACCGUGGUGCCCGGGGACCACCUGCUGGAGCCCGAGCCUGCGGACGGCGGCGGGGCCCCGCCUCAGGGCGGCUGUGGCGGCGGCGGCUGCGACCGCUACGAGCCGCUGCCGCCCGCGCUGCCGGCCGCCGGGGAGCAGGACUGCUGCGGGGAGCGCGUGGUGAUCAACAUCUCGGGGCUGCGCUUCGAGACACAGCUCAAGACCCUCUGCCAGUUCCCGGAGACGCUGCUGGGCGACCCCAAGCGGCGCAUGAGGUACUUCGACCCGCUCCGCAACGAGUACUUCUUCGACCGCAACCGGCCCAGCUUCGACGCCAUCCUCUACUACUACCAGUCCGGGGGCCGCAUCCGCCGGCCGGUCAACGUGCCCAUCGACAUCUUCUCCGAGGAGAUCCGCUUCUACCAGCUGGGCGAGGAGGCCAUGGAGAAGUUCCGUGAGGAUGAGGGCUUCCUGCGGGAGGAGGAGCGGCCCCUGCCCCGCCGCGACUUCCAGCGCCAGGUGUGGCUGCUCUUCGAGUACCCGGAGAGCUCCGGGCCGGCCCGGGGCAUCGCCAUCGUGUCCGUGCUCGUCAUCCUCAUCUCCAUUGUCAUCUUCUGCCUGGAGACGCUGCCCGAGUUCCGCGACGAGAAGGACUACCCCGCCUCGCCGUCGCAGGAGCUGUCCGAGGCGGCCCGCAACAGCACGUCGGGGGCCCCCGCGGGAGCCUCCAGCUUCUCGGAUCCCUUCUUCGUGGUGGAGACCCUGUGCAUCAUCUGGUUCUCCUUUGAGCUGCUGGUGCGGUUCUUCGCUUGCCCCAGCAAAGCCACCUUCUCGCGAAAUAUCAUGAACCUGAUAGACAUCGUGGCCAUCAUCCCUUAUUUCAUCACUCUGGGCACCGAGCUGGCUGAGCGACAGGGCAAUGGACAGCAAGCCAUGUCCCUGGCCAUCCUGAGGGUCAUCCGCCUGGUGAGAGUCUUCCGCAUCUUCAAGCUCUCUCGCCACUCCAAGGGGCUGCAGAUCCUGGGGCAAACGCUGAAGGCUUCCAUGCGGGAGUUGGGGCUGCUCAUCUUCUUCCUCUUUAUUGGGGUCAUCCUUUUCUCCAGCGCUGUCUACUUUGCCGAGGCAGACGACCCCACUUCAGGUUUUAGCAGUAUCCCGGAUGCCUUCUGGUGGGCAGUGGUAACCAUGACAACAGUAGGUUAUGGUGAUAUGCACCCAGUGACCAUAGGGGGCAAGAUUGUGGGGUCACUCUGCGCCAUCGCUGGUGUCCUGACCAUUGCUUUGCCCGUCCCUGUAAUUGUUUCCAACUUCAAUUACUUCUACCACCGGGAGACCGAAGGAGAAGAGCAAGCCCAGUACAUGCACGUGAGAAGUUGCCAGCACCUCUCCUCUUCAGCCGAGGAGCUCCGAAAAGCAAGGAGUAACUCGACUCUGAGUAAGUCGGAGUAUAUGGUGAUCGAAGAGGGGGGUAUGAACCAUAGCGCUUUCCCCCAGACCCCCUUCAAAACCGGCAAUUCCACUGCCACCUGCACGACGAACAAUAAUCCCAACUCCUGUGUCAACAUCAAAAAGAUAUUUACGGAUGUUUAAUAUAUGAUACAAGUGACAUGCUGUGCUCAGUAUUAUGUGGAACAUGCCCCCUUGGUCUUUGUAUGCCCUCGUUUUAUACGUUUCCAGGCCAUUCAUCAAGGAAAGAACAUGAAGAGGUGGAAAGCACACUUCCUUCUCCCUCUCCCUACUGCUUCAUACUGAAACAGGUGUCUGUUUUGCAAGUGGGCUGCAUUCUCUCAGCUCUCCUUUUUUUUUCUCCCCCUCUCUCUUAAUAUUGCAAACAAACUUACUUUAAACUUGAUUUCUGGUACAAGUCCUAUAAAAAAAAAAAAAAAACCCGUAUAUCCUGGGAGGAAAUGAAACUAAAGAACAGUUAAGAGUAACUGUUUAACCUCAGAAUUAAAAGGCAGUUGUUUCUUUACUAAGUAAAGUAGGCACAUACUUAAACUGUGCUUGGGUUUGAUGGGCCCGUCAACGUUAUUGAAUCUUUAGUUCAAUUGCCUAUGCUGUGGAUAUGUGGAUGGAAAGUCUAAUUAAAACAAUGACUUGUAAACCCACCAUAUUAUUUGGUUUUUGACUAGAAUUUCUAUUUGGAACUCCCCUCCUGGAAUUUUGAGCUUCUCUGCAACUUUGAACAAAGGGGAAUGCCCAAGAUGUCCUGAUCUGACUAAUAUAGUUUAACUCUUGGGGGCUUGUUAAGCAUUUCAAAAGUAUUAGACUAACAGAUUCCUGUGAAGUUCUGUGUGUGUUCCAGCCAGCAUCUAUCAAAGUCUAGAAACAGAUGUUUUCAGUGCUGCUGAGAGAAACAAAAAAAUUUCCUAAUGCAUCUGAGAGAUAAGCUUCUGCAGUAUCACAAGAAGAUUAAAGUGGCAGACACUCCUUCCAGCGGAACUUACUAAUUCGGACCUGACUGAUGCAGUUCCCAUAGCAACCCAUGUUUCCUGGGAAACUCGAAAAAGGUUGUCAUGGCAUCUCUUGCUCUCUAGCCCCACCCCCUAGCCCCUGCCUUUUCCACAAUAAUCUUUCCAGAUGUUUUCUACUUACAUGAUUUCAUAAAGGAAACCACUGUUUGAACAAAGUCUGAGAAUCUUCGUGAAGUGGUGAAAUGAAUCACAAAAUGCAUAUUUUUUUACUACAAAAAAAUCAUUGAUGUCAUUCCAUAGUGACUGAAUUGAGAAGGAAAAUAUCGUCUUUGGAAUGGUUAGAUAUAUACCACAAUAAGGCAUGAUUUGAAUUAAAUGCCAGUAAUAAGGCAAUAAUUUUAAAAGAUGGUUCUCUGUUUCCUUCGUUCUCCAAGAAGUUUCAAGCCAACAAAUGAAAUUUAAAAGCAAAUGUAGAAUUGUUCUGUACAUAAGCAAAUGAAAGAUUCAGUCAGUGCACCUGAAACCUUACAAGGGACCUUCAGACUUUCUCUUUAAAAAAAAAAAAUCCAGAUCCCACAACAGCACUGUUACCAUCACAGCACUUGAAAAGCGAAAUAAACUUUAAAAAUAUAAAGGAUGCAUGUUUUUAACUGAGGGAAUUGCAGACAAUCAAUAAAAAGGAGGGACGGGAAGUAACCAAAUCUUGGGGAAAUUCCUGCAAGUUUCAGCCCUAUGCCAGGGGUUGCCAGAAGACAAGCAGAAUCAGUCAACGUUUUCUACAGCAGUUCCAAGUCCUUCCCACCUCUCAGCUGUGAAUAGAAGUGAUAACCCCUCCCUCUAAGAAAUGCAAAGAAGCACACAUGCCCCCCAGUCUGAAGACUUAUGGAAACACUGUGAGAUAGAGAAUCCAUACUUCUGCCUUGCUGCCACCACCACUUUAAUCCACACUACCAUCAUCUCUAUUCUGGAUACCUGAAGAGCCCCUCACAUAAAGAACUGUGGAGCUGCACCAACCAGUAGGAUGCUCUUUUUCAAAUUGCCUAGAUCAAGAAUGCAGUGUUGGUUAUAUCGCUGAUGGGCGGGGAUCUGUCUGCCAGCACAUAUUUUUGUUUCAAUUGACAUUAAAUAACAUGUCUGUGACAAAUGCUUUAUAUAAAGGAAACUGCUCUGAAGCUGGAGGAUUCUCUUCAAAUUGUGUGCAAUAUAAAUGAUAUUGAUAAAAAGAUAAGGACGUAUGUUAAAAAUACUAAGGUAUCAUUUCAACCUUUUGACAUUUUGAUGAAAUCUAAUCAUCCAAAAAGUAAUCAGUACUGCUGAUAAAGAAAACCUAAAUGUUUCCAACAAGCCAACUGUUACUAUUUUCUUUUUUCAGCUAAUUACUGGACUAUGUUUAAUCAUGAGAUAUAUUAGUGUUAUUUUCUAUGUUCUGGGUUAGGGUGCAACUUUAUUUGUGAAGGUGUGUCAUGUACCAAAGGCUCUCAUACAUCAAUUAGCCCAUUUACAUGUAAAUGAGUAAAGUCGACACUGUGCCCAGAUGAGUGGUAUUAAAGACAGACUUGCCUAAAAGAAAUGUGCCUUGCUUGAUUAAACAUUCUUUUAUUUUUUGAUUCAAAAUGAUAGAUUUGCAAAUUAGUGUCUUGUAGGUAGGUUUUAGCUGAGCUUAACUUAAAAAAUAUAUAUUAGUACUUAUAUGUUUAAGUUGUCUAUCUUAACUAAUAUUUUAACAUUUAGUUGUACUUUUCAACAGUUCAAUAUUAUAUACUCAUUCAAUUUAGUUUUCAUGCGAUGUUUGGUGUGGCGAGACAAAGCACAUUCUUAAAGAUAUAUAUAGUAUUUCAUCUAAUGUUUAUAGAAUUUCCUUCAAAAUUAUAUCUGUAAAAGGUUUCUUGACUCAUUUUCUAUUUUUAUAUUCUUUUAGAAAUGUAACUUUUCAAUUGAAAAAAAGCAAAGGUUUAGUUGGAGCAGAGAUUCAGGAAGUCAUGAAGAUGAUUUCCCAUUUGGGGACAUUUCACUUCUGUGCCAUUAUUAAUGUAUUUACUGUGACAUUUCAGCAGAAUGGUAGCUAUUUGUAUAUUAUUUAAUAAGCCUUAUGGAAAGUCAAACUGUGAGCAUUUAGUAUAAAGAAGACUUUUUUUCAUUUCCAUAUUUUAUUUUCAAAAUAUACCUGAACAAAUGCAUAAAUAACCAAUCUCCUGUUAUUCAAAUGCAUAACAAUGCUGUUAUAAUAGGAGCACUUGUAGAAUUUCAAUUAUUAUCAAAAUAUUUCAGUAGCAAAGCCAAAAUUGUAAUACUCUUGAUGCCCUGUAGAAGGAAAUACAGGUGAAGAAUUUCAUUGUUAAUAUAUAAGAAACAGUAACUGAAACAAUCUUAUACCUACUAGCAGCGAAACAGAUGGAUAGGAGAUGCAAUCCAGGUAACUUUCUUUGAGGCAACGUCUACUAUGAAUUUUGCACAGCCUGCUGGUAAUUUCUCUGUGGUCAAUAUUCUGAGACCAAAUCAGUCUAGGAAAAAUAAAGUAAAAUAGUGACAGGUGUCUCAGAUUUGGGCUAUGUGAACCUCCAAUCUAGAUGAUUUGUGAUUAAAGUGAAAAUAUAGCCACCACUGUAUUUUUGUUCUGUGUUAGCCCACGUAGUAGAGACACUGGCCCAGAGAAUAGUCAGUCCAUCAGCCACCUUAAGGCUUAUAACUGAUGAUCACAGCCUGGUCAGCAGUGAAGUAAUUCACAUCAGCUAUUGGGAUGUUGGAACAAACCAAUUAACUGUCCUAUAAGAGGUCUUAGAUAUUCAGAUGUUUUAGUAAGGAUCAGUAGAUGUUACAAAAAUAGACACAGGAACUACCUUCAUAAAACACCAAUGACACAACUUUAAGCAUUAUAGUACAUUUAAUAUCAUAUCUGCAUUAUUAUUGCAGGCUACAGUUUCAUAUAAAGACAAAACCUGGACUUUUGCAAUAAAAGCACAGAGUGGUACUGGAUAAGUGAAUUGUCAUAUUCAAUAUGGUUCACUGAAUAGGUAGUAAAAAUAGUAUUGGUCUAGAUAUCAGGAGACCAAAAUUCUUAUCCACUUUCUACCUGUGGGACCCUAGAUUAGUCACUUACCAUGGCUAGCCUUCAAUUUCCUAAAUUGCAAAGUGGGUGUGCUGGGUUAAAUAAUCUCCAAAGCCCCUUUCCAGCCCCCAAAUCCUCAUCACACACAUUUGAAAAGGCUUUGAAGAAUAUUAAGUACUGAGAUUUUCUUAUGCAUUUCUGAAGGAAAGAGUAAAUGGAAAUAAAAUUUAAGCCUUGAAAGUGUCAUAAAUAUGUCAUUCUUUAAAUUGAUUGUGAGAAGAAGAAAUAGGAUUCUUUCUCUUCUAAGAAGUGUCACUGGUCUAUAGUGGGAUCCUGAAAAAGUAGAAAAAUUACUCUGCAGAAUGGAAACAUUAAUAGCUGGAAAGGAAGGGAGAUUAUUUGUUCAAUUUAAUUGUAUGUUAAGGUGAUUUGAAAUUGUAUAUGAGAUGCUAAAACAGUACCAGAGCUUUACUGCACACUCAGCAUUAUAAUCCUGGGAUUGGGAGAAGGUGGAAAAAGGUUGGAGGGACAGGAGUGUGCCUUAUGAUCUCUUGAUUCCUUUUGCACAAGAAGCAGUCUAGCAGAGCUUAAGCAGGUGUCUGUGCGUUAGUGCCGGCUCUGCCAAUAACUCUCAUGUGCCCUUGGGAAGUCCCUUUAACCUCUCUGAGCCCCAAUUUCUUUAUCUGUACAGUGAAGACUUUAAAUUUAGUAAUCUGUAUGUUUCUUUACAUCUUUGAAAACUCUCUCAUUUUCAGUGCUCCCCUCCAGUCACUAAGAUGCCACAUAUCUCUACUCAUGUGACUGAACAGACUGCUAAUCCCAAUGUUCGUAUUUCUAAUAUUGCUAAUUGACCUCAGCAAGAUGUGAAAAAUGUAAACCUUACUUUUAAUUUUGACCAUGGUUUAAU